This is a messenger RNA of Aphidius gifuensis, 5117 nucleotides long. RefSeq names its product phosphatidate phosphatase LPIN3 (gene Lpin). Gene Ontology annotation, cellular component: nucleus. Bases 1096 to 4488 code for a protein of 1130 amino acids. NCBI's taxonomy places the organism in Eukaryota, Metazoa, Arthropoda, Insecta, Hymenoptera, Braconidae. Gene Ontology annotation, biological process: fatty acid catabolic process; cellular response to insulin stimulus; positive regulation of transcription by RNA polymerase II. The record is from RefSeq and is a predicted model, not a curated record. The transcript is spliced from 8 exons. Gene Ontology annotation, molecular function: transcription coactivator activity; phosphatidate phosphatase activity.
CAGUCAGUGCCUGAUGUUCAUCGUGAACGCACAUGUUUUAAUUUUUUUUUUUGUUUAUUUAUCAGUACACUUGUGCACUAUCAAUAAACUUUUAUAUUAAUUAUUAUUUUUUACAAGUAUUAUUGUGCUUGAUAAACUCUCAGUGAACUACAUCAAAUAUUUAUUUAUUUAUUGUUUGUUAAUAAAAGAGAAAGUAUAGUAAAGAAAAAAUUUUUUUUUUCAAGUGACGUAUAGGAUUUUUUAACGUGAUUAUAAAUCAUUUAAUAUUUAUAUAAUAAUAAAAAAAUUAAAAUAAAUUGGAGUAAAAUACUUUUUGUGCCACGCGCUGUGAUCACGUGGUUCACGCCAUCAUAUCGACCGAAUUUUAGAGCUUGUCAUUGGUUAGCUGCACGUCACGUGAUUAAAUACUCUGACGUUUUUUAACUCCCACUAUUUAUUUUUGUGUGUGAUGACAGAGAGAAAGAGAGAGAGAGUGUAUAUGUAUGACCGGCUGGGUGAACAACAGUGAACAACAUACAUAUAUUGCAAGUUGAACACAAUUGAAAGGAAUGAGGAAGAAAAAAGAGAUAAAAAAAUUUUACACAAAGAAAACGUAAAAAGGACACCUUGGAUGUGACGGAUAAAACCUUUGUCAUCAUCAAUAUCCAAGGAUAAUAAAUAUAUUUAAUAAAAUUGUGCUUAAUAAUUACAUAAAUAAAUAAAAAUAAUAAAUUUUUUUAUUUUAAAAAUAAAACACCUGUGUUAGUUAAAAAAAAAAGAAAAAAAAAUUGACAGUUUGAGCACAACCUGCUCACACAAAUAUAAGUUUCAUCAUGUUCAAAAUUAUUAUUACAACACAUUGAAGGUCAAUAUCAUUUUACUUUUUCUAAUAAAAAAAAAAAAAACAAUAAUUAAAAAUCAAUAAUUUGAGGUUGGAUUAUUAUAAAUUUUGUAAAUUAAAUUUGAUAUUUUUUAUUGUGACACAAUGACAGUGAUAAAAAAAAUAUAAUUUAAUUAAAAAUUAAUAUUAUUAAUUGUGUUUUAUCAAUAGUUGUGAGUCAUUUGUUGAUAAUAAUUUGUGAUAAUUGACUAAACCAAGUGGUUUGAUAAAUAAAAAUGUACAGUAUGAAUUACAUUGGUAAAUUUAUAAGUAAUUUUCGUGAUUUUUAUAAUGAAAUAAAUGCAGCAACAUUAACUGGUGCAAUUGAUGUUAUUGUUGUUGAGCAAGAUGAUGGAUCAUAUACAUGUUCACCAUUUCAUGUGAGAUUUGGAAAAUUAGGAGUGUUAAGAUCACGAGAAAAAGUUGUUGAUAUUGAAAUAAAUGGAGAAGCUCAAAAUAUACAUAUGAAACUUGGUGAUUCUGGUGAGGCAUUUUUUGUUGAAGAAGUACCACUUGAUGGUAGUCAUAAUGAUUCAGAUAUACCACCACAUCUAGCAUGCUCACCAAUACCAGAUGAUAAUUUAUUUCCUCAACGUAGAUUUCAACUAUUAUCAAAUUUACCAAAAGAACAACAUGAAAAAAUACUACGUGAUUCAGUAUUAUCAAUUGAACGUGAAAAAUUACAACAAAUGUCAUUAUUACCAUCAAAUAAACGUGAAAAUUAUUUAAUUGAACAAUUUCCAGAUUUACCAGCAGAAUAUCGUGAUAAAUGGCUUAAAAUUGAAUAUGAAAAAAAAACAUAUGAAGAAAAAGAUGAAAUAUUUCGUGAAAUAUUAAGUACAAUGUCAACAUUACAAAAACAACAAAUGAUUAGAGAUAAAUAUUCAUCAUUAAAAAUUAAAGAUAGAGAAGAUUUAUUUAAAAAAAAUUUUCCAGAAUUACCAGCUGAACAAAGACCAUUAUUUGAAAAAGCAUUAUUAAAUGAUUGGCGUUCAAAUGAUGAUAAAAUAAUAAUAAAUAAUAAUAAAAAUAAUACAUCAAUAAAUACUGAAGAAGAAGAAAUAUUUGAUAUGGAAAAUAUUGAUAAUAUUGAUGAUGAUAAUAAAAUAAAUAUACCAACACCAAAAUCAUUUAUUGCUGUAACAUCAACUGAUAGAAUACGUAAAAUAUCUGUUGUUAAUAAUGAUUUUAUACCAAUAAAUGAUGAUACACAAAGUUCAACAAAAGAAAAAUCAAGUGAUGAAUCAAAUACAAGUAUUGAUCCUAAAAAAAAUAAAGAUGAAAUACAAGAAGAUGUUAAAAUAACAUUAUCAUCAUCAAAAAGAAAGAGAAAAAGAAAAAGUAUUAUGAAAAAAAAGGGUUCACAAAGAAAAGCUAGUAAUGGAAGUAGUAGUCAAACUGAAAUUAGUGAAAAUGAUGGUAUUAUUAUUGAUGAAUCAAUAAAUGAUAUUAAAAAUCCAAGUCCAGUUGUUGAGGAUAAUGAUAAAAUUCAAAUUGAUACAUUAAAUCAUGCAUCACCACCACCACCACCAAGUGAUUAUCAUUUUUUCAGUGACACUGAAGUGACAAAGAACCGGGAUUCUAGGCCUAGUUCACCAGUACAAUCAGAUACUGAAUUUGAAAUGCGAAAAAUACAACAAGAAGGUAAAGAUAGAGAUGAUGAUAAUAAAACACAUCAACAAAGUUGGCGAUGGGGUGAAUUACCAAGUCCACCACCAGAUGUAACACAUUCAUUGACAUUGUCAUCAACAACAACUGUACCAGUUAAUGAUGCCGAAGCUCAAAGAUCAAUGCUAAGUGGAAUGUUUUCAUUUAUGAAAAAAACAUCACGUGUUAGACAUAAUCCAGAAUCUGAGGGUAUUUAUUUGAGUGAUAUUAAUGCUGAUGAAUUAGAUCCAGAAGUUGCUGCACUUUAUUUUCCAUCAUCACAUCGUGAAUCAACAGUAGCUAAAGAAAGAAAAGCUGCUGCUGCUGCUUCUGCUUCUGCUGCUAAUGAAGAUGAUGAAGAAGAAGAAGAAGAUACAGAAUCUGGUAAUGGACCAAGUUUACCACAAUCUCCAAAUAGUGUUGAUGGUGCAAUUGGUGGUUGUAAAAUGUUAGACAGUGAUUAUGAUGAGCAUAAAAAUACACUUGAAAUAACAAUGUCACUUUGUGGUGGUUUAGAUACUGAUACUGGUCCAACAAAUGAAUCAUUUAUUGAACAUCAAAUUCAUUAUGAUGACAUUUGUAAUGACAUAAAAAUAUAUGAUAAUCCAAAUUUGGUUAUUAAAAUUAAUGGUAAAUAUUAUAAUUGGAUGACGGCAUGUCCAAUUAUUGUAACAUUAGUUUCAUUUCAACGUUAUUUACCACAAAAUGCUGUUGAAAAUUUAUUACCAAUGCAUCAUCAAGAUGAUAAAAAAGAAAAUAUCAACAACAAUACUACCAAAGAUAAUGAAGCAAGAAGUGGUGGUGCUGGUGGUGGUGGUGGUUAUAGUUCAUGGUUUUCAUGGCGUAGAUCAACUUCUCAACCACCAAAAAAAAAUAUUGAUAUUAAUGAAGUUGAUGGACCAGUUCAAGUACAAUCAGUUGAUACAGUUGAAUUUAAAAAUAACGAAUUAAAUGAAACACCUGAAAUGACAAUUAAUAUAAUAAAAAAUAAUAAUGAUAAUAAUAAUUUAUCAUUAAAUACAACAGAUGAUAAUAAAAUAAUAAAAAAAUUAAGUAAAAAAAAAAGUAAUAAACAUGAUGGUGAGGGUUAUAGUGGUAGUGAAGAUUCAGAUAGUAAUGAAAAUAUAUCACAAGGUAUUAAAAUACCAAAAGAAAGACGUUCAUAUUAUGAAUCAAAUGAUAAAUAUCGUAAAACAUUACGUUUAUCAUCAGAACAAAUAGCAAGUUUAAAUUUAAAAGAAGGACCAAAUGAAGUUGUAUUUAGUGUUACAACAGCAUAUCAAGGUACAUCACGUUGUAAAUGUCAUAUAUAUAAAUGGCGUUGGGAUGAUAAAAUAGUUAUAUCUGAUAUUGAUGGUACAAUAACUAAAUCUGAUGUACUUGGUCAUAUAUUACCAAUUGUUGGAAAAGAUUGGGCACAAUCUGGUGUUGCACAAUUAUUUACUAAAAUUAAAAAUAAUGGAUAUAGAUUAUUAUAUUUAUCAGCACGUGCUAUUGGACAAGCAAGAGUUACACGUGAAUAUUUAAAAAGUAUUAAACAAGAUGAUUUAUCAUUACCAGAAGGACCAUUAUUAUUAAAUCCAACAAGUUUAAUAUCAGCAUUUCAUCGUGAAGUUAUUGAAAAAAAACCAGAACGUUUUAAAAUUUCUUGUUUGAGUGAUAUUCAAGCAUUAUUUCCAGAUGGUUCUAAACCAUUUUAUGCUGGUUAUGGUAAUCGUAUUAAUGAUGUUUGGGCUUAUCGAGCUGUUGGUAUUCCAAUUAUGAGAAUAUUUACAAUAAAUCAUCGUGGUGAAUUGAAACACGAAUUGACACAAACAUUCCAAUCAUCAUAUUCAAACAUGAGUUUUAUUGUUGAUCAACUAUUCCCAGCUUUUCGUGAAGAUGCUGCUGAUGAAUUUAGCAAUUUUUCAUACUGGCGUGAUCCAAUUUUGGAACUACCAAAUCUUGAAACUUUAAGUCUCGAUAACUCAACAGCUCAAUAAGAUAUAUUAAUUUAUUUAUUUCAAUCAAUUGUCUUAUACAGGAUAUGAUAAUAAUAAUAAUGAUAUGAUAACUAUUUAUAUGUAUGCCUUGGUAGUUGUCUUGUGUUGCGCAAUCAAUGAAAAAAUUGUAAACUCAAAUCUUUUUAUACUCAAAAUUAAUAGUUGCGAUAUUUAAAUAUGCUUGAUAGAAAUGAUGAUAAUAAAAAUAAUGUAGAAGCAGUGGCUUUAAUCACGUUCAAAAAAAAUUAAUUAUAAAUUAUUAAUGCAGAAAUUGUGAAUCGAAAUAAUAUACUGCGGCUGGGUUAACAACAUUUCAUUCAAUAGCAUUCCAAUAAUGGAUUUAUAAUUUAGAUAAAAAACCAACUACAUUAUUAGCAGUUUCAUGAAUUUUUUUUUUUUUUUUUUUUUUGGUAAAUUUAACAAAUAAAAAGCAAGGAAUUGUAAAUUAAUAUUUUCUGUUGAACAGAUUAUUUAUAAUUUUAAAAGUAAAACUUAAUUAAACAAAAAUAAAUUAUAAAAUAUAUAAAUUUAUAGUUUUCAGGGAUUUUCUAGUCUUGAUUACUAAUUAUAUUUUUUAUGAUAAUUUAUAAGUUUUGCUGUUAAAUUAAAUUAUUACUAUUUUUUCGGUA